Messenger RNA from Orbicella faveolata, 4718 nucleotides. RefSeq lists its product as uncharacterized. Gene Ontology annotation, molecular function: nucleic acid binding; four-way junction helicase activity; 3'-5' DNA helicase activity. The record is from RefSeq and is a predicted model, not a curated record. Gene Ontology annotation, cellular component: chromosome; cytoplasm; nucleus. NCBI's taxonomy places the organism in Eukaryota, Metazoa, Cnidaria, Anthozoa, Scleractinia, Merulinidae. Gene Ontology annotation, biological process: double-strand break repair via homologous recombination; DNA replication.
GCCCGGUCAGGGUGUCCGACCAGGCUGAGCUUUUACCUGUCAAAACCUCAAAUUUACCGGACAAUUGUCUGAUGACCGACUGUUAUUUGCAGGCUCGACUGACAUUUGCGCAAGUGUCGAUGAUGUAUCAGCGAAGUGUCAGUGAAGUAUCGGUGAAGUGUCGGUGUACUGCCAAAUAUAUCAGCUGAUAUAUAUAUCUGUCGAUACAUGUAUAUCGACCAAGUCUCAAUCAUGACACUGAUUGCUAGUCAGUCCAGUAUCGCUCGAAUAUCAGUUGAGUGUCAAUUGAGUAACGACCAACAUAUCAACUGAUACAUUGGUCGAUAUGUCAAUCAAAGCUCCCCAUAAGAUACAUGAUCCAAAAUGGCUGUGCCUAGAUGUCUGGCAUACAACACGGACAGUGUUUUUAAAGUACUCAGUAAGCAGCAGUCAGAAACUUUUCCAUUUAUGACUAUGUAUUUAUUGUGUUACCAUUAAAAUUAUUGAAACUAAUCGUAAUCAGGACAACCGGGGCACCAUUCAGGCUAACCUUAGCGGACACGGAGGAUUUAAGAUACUCCAUGUCCGGUUAGCCUGAAUAGCACUCCAGUUAUCCUGAAAAAUGUAAAGGUUAACCUGAAUGGCACAUUGGUUAGCUUCUCAAAAAUAAUUUCCUGGGAUUAUUUGUAAUGCACUAAUCAAUUUUAACCCCGAUCUCCAAACCCUCAGGGAGCUGUGGAGAAAUUCACAAGAGUAGAAACUUCCCCCAGGUCCCAGGGACAGAUUUAGAAGGUGAUUGCCCUAGCCCAUUAAGCCGUCAAGUUACAACCUGUGUGCACCAGGCAAAUUUUUGUUUGUUUUGCAAAAAAAUCUGUCAUUAGUUGUAUGUACAAGUGCACACAGUGAUUUUUUUGCUACCAAAUUUUGUAAUGCCUUACCAAACUUACAAGGUGCCAGAAUCCUGCUUUGGAGAACUUAAAUGAUAAAAUCCUUAGCUUACAUCAACCAACAAUUUCUUCUCACCAAGUGAGGGACUGUUUAUUAGCUAUCACGUACAAAUAUCUCAGAUAUAAGCUCUAAGACCUAAGACCUCCUUGUAAGACCAACUUAGAAACUCAAAAACUAAGACCUAAGACCCCCUCCUAAUGUGAAAAAACUUAAGACUUAAGUGUCCUCAAGGCUGGGAUAGGGGUAUGCAUACUAGUCUUAUAACUGUUGUGAAAUUUUAAUUGCUCUGGGGUCUCAUCAAUCAUUUUAUAUGUCUGAAAAUACAUUACAUGUAUGUAGCUCCCUUCCCAUAUAAUAUUGCAAUACAGCAUGCAAUGCAAAUGUAUAUGUUAAUAAAUUUAUUUAUUCUUGGUAUAACCAAUAAAUGCUACAUGUAUGAUGUAAUGAUCCUCUCCACCCAAGUCUAAGUUCAGCCUGUAAUUUAUUUUGUAAGUGUUUAAGGAAUAUUGCUUUUACUGUGAUUGACCACUUCCAGUUCAUUACAUGUAUAACCAGCUUUAAAUAUUUUAUUAUCAAAGCAUAAUACAAUUGGCCUACCUCACAAGUUGGAGUCACUCAAGAGUUGCUCUUCGUGUUCUGUUGAGUGGUACAUGUAAUUACAUGUAUAUAUGUGUGCUUGGCUGUGCCUUGUGCCUUCUACUAUGUACUCUCUUGUGUUUCCCAUGUGCUUAAUAUGUGAUUCAAUAAUGCACUCAGCAUGCUAACUGUUUUUAAUAACUUUUUUCAUGCGCCUACCCUCAUUUUGUACAGCACUGAGAAUUGAAAAAGAGGUUACUACUUGUUAUGAAUUUUAUAGGGAAAUACUUCAGUUAGAGAUGAAUCAGAGGAAGGAGGAUUUUAUGACAGGCAGCACUCUGAAUACAAGGCUGCAGACGGAUCAGGGUUACGCCAAAUUGCACGUGUGACACCAUUUGCGCCCACAACUGUGGUGUCAUGUCCAAAGACAGACAGAAAAAAAUGGACAUUUGUACCACCUCACGAACAUUUUUCUAAUAGUGAUUUUUCUAAUGGUAUUGCUGAUGAUGAGGAUGACUUUCAAGCCGUGGCAGGAUCUCCUUUGUCAAAGAAGGCAAAGCUGGUAGGGGAAUUUUCCAGUGGAUGUCAACACAAUUUUGCACAGAGCAAGAAGGGUCAAAAUUCUUUAAAAUGGGACAGCAAUCAGGAACAUUAUGAAAAUAACAGGGAUGCUAACAGCAGUGUCAGUAACUGCACAGGGCCAGUGAUAGAUCUUACAGGCCUUGAUGGCCAGUAUGAAAGCACUGCUAACUGUUCUAUUGAGGAGAACAGCACCAUAAAGAGGAGAAAUGUGGAAAAUGCAGGUGUCAGUGAUAACAGUGAUGUGGCAGAUAAAAUGUUCAAUUCUGAUUUCCAGCCAACAUCUUAUGAUACAACAGACAGUUCUUUCAAGAAGCAUCCUAGAGAGAGGUUAGGCAGUUCUGAUAGUGAAGGAAAGCCUUUUGACUCGCCACUACUGCUUGAAAAUUUGGCAUCAGAAAAAGGUCCACUACCAGAGAACUUUCAGUCAAUAAAAAGACCGCCUUCCCCAGAGGAUCUGCCAUUAAUAAAGAGUCCACUACUCCCAGAAGACUUCCAAUCAAUGAGUAAUCCACCAUCCCCAGAGGACAUCUCACCAAUCAACAGCCCCUCAGCCACAGAAGACCUCCCACCUGUGAACAGUUCAUUACCCUCAGAGGGUAUCCCAUCAAUGAAUAGUCCCCUACCUCCUGAGUACUUUUCACCACCGUCAUCACCCAGCAUCCCAUUAACAGCAGAAGAUACAAUCCAUCCCAUGUUGCCUUGUGGGGCCCCAGAGGUGUCUACUUAUGGGAGCAAGGAAAUGUCUCAUGUACUGCUGCAACCCCUUCCUCAACAGACUCCUACGUCCAAGGUCAAAGUUCAUUUAGAACAGGCACAUGCCCUGUGUUAUGAGACAAUGGAGAACAUUUGUUUGAUGUUAGAUAGAGCAGAUCCAGCCAUCCUCAACAGCUUACCCCAGGAUCUUAAUGAGGCACAGAACUUAAGGAAAAGAAUUAAAUUAAAAGUUGCACAGCUUGAAGACAUGUUGAAACAGCGAGGAGAAAGUCCAGAAUGCACAUUCAAGAGCUACCGAAGGUUAUCAACAUGCAGUUAUAAUCCCGGAGAAAGUUUUUCUGAGGGGGACAGAAGGAUCUCAACUGCAUCAUGCAGCGGUGCAAAUAAGGAGAACAAAUUGAAUAUUCCUACAGCUUCUAAAAACUGUACAAAAAUCACCGGUGCUACUACUGUUCUUCCAGCUGGCUUAGCUGAUCAUAAUGUUGUACAAGCUAAAGACUCAGCCAUUAGCUCCAUUUCUGUGUCCUCUGCAGGUGUGGCGGAUUGUAUAAAUAAAGAUUCUCUCCUACUAACAGAAUUAGUGGAUAGCACUGAUGAUGAAUGGGCAAACACAUGUGCUUUUGAUACCAAUUAUGGAGAAAAGGUGUCCUCCACUUCUACCUCUGGUAGCAGAAUUGGUUCAGUGGCAUCCAGAACUUGCAGCCAACAGGUUACUGUUGCCAUGCCAUUUCAAGACAAACCAAACUACCAACCUACUACUACUAGGGAAAUCAACAAUUUCAAUUCAAGCUUCAAUUAUCCUCAAAGAACCAACACAAUUCCUAACAAUGGCCAUGACAUUGAACUGAAACGAAAGGAUUUACCAUAUCACAGGGAAAUGUGGAAAAUAUUGAAAAAUGUGUAUAACAUCCGUUCAUUAAGAACAAAUCAACUUGAAGCCAUUAAUGCAGCUAUGAUGAAGCUUGACUGUUUUAUUUUAAUGCCGACUGGUGGAGGAAAGAGCCUGUGUUUUCAGCUGACUGGACUGAUGGGUGCUGGGGUGACCUUUGUUAUUUCACCCCUCAGAUCUCUCAUUCAAGAUCAAGUACAGAGACUCCAGUCACUCAAGUUACCUGCUGUGCAUUUACUGGGUGAUGCAGGAGCUGGUUCAACCAGACACCUCAACUCUGUCUAUCAGGACUUAUCUCUCAGGAAUCCAACCGUAAAACUAGUGUAUGUGACCCCAGAAAAGCUCUCAGCCAGUGAUAAGCUCAUCUCUGUCAUGAACAGUCUGUACAGCCGUGGACUGCUUGACAGGAUUGUGAUUGAUGAAGCGCAUUGUGUCAGUCAGUGGGGCCAUGACUUUCGCCCAGACUAUAAGAAGCUGUCAGUUUUGAGAACGAAGUUCCCUAAUGUCCCCUUUAUGGCACUCACAGCAACUGCUACGCCCCGUGUUCAAAAGGAUGUUUUACAUCAGCUGAAGAUGGCAAAGCCAAAAUGGUUCACCCAAACGUUCAAUCGACCCAAUCUGCGUUUCGUUGUGAAACCCAAAAAGAAAGUCAUGGAAGAAAUACUCCAAUACAUAAAGACAAAACAUCCUGUCUCUUCCGGGAUUGUGUAUUGUCUCUCCAGGUUGGUGAUUGCAAAAGUUAUGUCAUAUCUUAGUCCCACUUAAUUCGAUGUUUACUAUACUAAACUACUUUACCUAUUUGCAGCAGGCAGGGUUUAUAGAUGUUUAGGAAUACCACUUGUUUUAGGCAAAACUGAAAGGUUUCGUUUUUUUUACUACCUGAUCAGUUGUUCCUGGUAUUCCAAAUGUCCCCUGGCUUUAUGUGACCUCUACUUUGCUAGAAAAUUCUCCAACAUUAUUUCAAUUUGGAACACUUCAAGGCAAGGUUUACAAGUAUUUCUUUUUGUUUCGUCUCUUCAUUGUUAUUAGC